This is a messenger RNA of Sinocyclocheilus grahami, 4000 nucleotides long. Its product is annotated as protein shisa-6 homolog. The transcript has 4 exons. Lineage: Eukaryota; Metazoa; Chordata; Actinopteri; Cypriniformes; Cyprinidae. Bases 335 to 2188 code for a protein of 617 amino acids. Gene Ontology annotation, biological process: regulation of short-term neuronal synaptic plasticity; regulation of AMPA receptor activity. Gene Ontology annotation, cellular component: dendritic spine membrane; postsynaptic density; AMPA glutamate receptor complex. The record is from RefSeq and is a predicted model, not a curated record.
GCUCUCACACAUUAAAGCGUAAAAUUGUAUAUAGAUUUACCUCAUUCUUUGAGGUUUAUAAUUUCCUCAGAAAUAUGUUUACACCCUAACUGAGUCUCAUACUAUUUUCUUUAACCCAAACUCCUGCACUUGGAUGCGCAUUCUGCAUAUUAAAUAAUUUGCAUACUAGUGUAUGCACAGUCAAAGAGAUUAACUUGUCUACAUGUCUUAUAUAUCGCCACACUGACUUGCAACUUUUGAUAGACAUCAGCUUUUUGUAGGCCUCAGAAGUCUUUUGUACUAAGGCUUCACAUUUUUUUUUCAUCUUUGAUAAAAUAAAGCCCCUUGUAUCAAGAUGCCACCCUCUGCCAUCUUGCUUUUCUUCCUGUUUGGCCCUGUGGUCUCCACAGUGACUAUUACCUCUGAACGCUCCUCUGUGAAUGGGGGCCCGUUGCUGCUUCUGUUGCGGGGACGCAGCCGUAAGUUCCCUCAGCCCGAUGUGCGGGGCAAGGAGGAAGCUGCCAUGGCAGCAGAUCCAGAGGCAGCCGAGAUCCCUCCGAGACCCCUGCCGCAGAUUAUGCUACCCCGCAACGUGACGGCCGAUGCCCUGAAGCCCCCACUGGGUGCAGCGCAGGUCGCCCCUCCUCCUCGGCGACUGGUAGACGUGGACGUGUGUCAGGGCUACUACGAUGUGAUGGGACAGUUUGACAUCACUUUCAACUGCACCAAGGGCACCUACAUCUACUGCUGCGGCACCUGCCAUUAUCGCUUCUGCUGCGAGCACCAGCGCAACCGUCUAGACCAAGACUCCUGCACUAAUUACCGCUCACCCGACUGGGCCGUCACGACGGGACCUAUCACCCAGCCUCCCAUCCGACACGACCCAGAUUUCGACCCGCUGCAGCAACAGAACAACAACACGGCUUACGUCAUUGGAGGAGUCAUCUCUUUUACCAUGGCUAUGGCCAUUGGGGUUAAAGUGGCCUUCCAUAAACUGUCUCGACGACCGAGGAACAGAGACAUCAACAUGCCUAGAGCGCUGGUGGACAUUCUGCGUCACCAGUCCAGUCCAGUUCAGCAAGGAGAGAGGAACAACAGCACGGUCCUAACAACCGCCACCUCCAGCGAGGGCACGCUGGGGCGGACGUCGAAAAACUUCUACGCUCCCAUCCUCCAGAGCAAAGACAACCGGAAGAGAGUUCCACGCAUAAACAACACCCAGCUGGCCUCCACAGGAACACUGCAGUCCAGCAAGCACAAUAAUUCUGGCUUUCACCCUUCCUUCUCUCACUCCUUCCACAACCUUGCCCAGCUACCUCCAUCAUACGAAACCGUCAUGAAACCAGAGCUCAACCGCUACAGUUCCCUCAAGAGACUAGAGAAAAACUUGGAUGAAUAUUCCGGAUAUUACACCUCCAGGCGAAGGCCAGACAAUGCACCACCCAGCUUCCACUCCUCCCAGCACCACCUGCCCUGGGGUGGUGACUUCACACUGGGUGCCCGAGGUACCCUCCCGCUAAACACUUCCCACACGCGCAUCCACGUGCCCAGUUCCACUUCCACCCCCAACCCCUACCCAUUACCCCAGAUGCAGUACAACCCCACAUUCGACACGAUGAGUAAACCGCCUCGCCGGGUGAUGUCCCAAGACCAGCUUCUGGCGCUGGGGGAGGGGAACACUCUCUCACGCCUCUCCAGGAACCAGCAGCAUCUGUAUUACAAACCCAUGGCCACCAGCAAGAGCUCCAACACCCAGACUUUGCGCAAGUCUCACGAACGCCUCCUGGUGUCUCCGGACCGCCUGGAGGAGCGAAUGAUGGGUGAUUACGGCGGGAUGGUGCCCACCAUGUCCCGUCUCACCCACCACCAUAAAGCGCAAUCCCAGCAGAACGUGUGUGUGACGCCCUCGCUCGACCGCCAUCACAUGAUCAAAAUGAAUUCGCACCCUACCUCCGGCCGCGAGCAAGACCACACAGUCGCCACUAUGUCCUCCGGUCAUGGGGCCGGGAGUUUGGGAUGGGGGGAGGUCCACGGCUCCGGAGGAGGACCCGGAGCGAUGGUGCACAGCGCUCGACGGAUGGCCUUCGCCUCAAAACGCCAGAACACCAUUGAACAGCUGCAUUUCCUCCCCGGGGGAAGUGGGGGAGGGGGCGUAGGGGGUGGAAGUCAGGCGCUGAGGACGGGGAGCAAGAACGAAGUAACCGUGUGAGCGCAAAAAGAAAGAUAGUAAGGAGAUGAUGGAUAGAUGAGAUGAUGGAUAGAUGAGGUGUGAUCCAAACUGAAGGGUGGGAAGAUGGAACAAAGAAUGGAAAGGAGCAAGGAAAUAAGAAAGGGGUCAGAAAUUAGGCCCAUAUGAAGGGAAUACACAAUGUAUUGCUAUUGAGAGAAAGAGGGAUGUAAAAACUAUAGCAUAAGUGAUUCUGUAGAUCCCUAAAUUGUCAAAUUCUCAAUAAAUAGAAAUGUGAAGAAGGGCCCAGGUCUCCUCUGACCUGUGAGUAGCAAAUAGUGUUUCCAUGGCACUAUUCAGACAUGAUCUGGGGAGAUACCAAAAGGAAAAGAUUAAUUAUUAGAAUAGGCCAUGUUUUCUAUAGUUAGUACAUUCCAGCUGAUGUAAAAAAUAGUUUUAGGCGUUAAUUUGUUUUUUUCCUGAAUCCAAUGAUACAGUUGACCUUGCCUCCAAAUUUUUGGUUUCAUUCAACGCAAAGUCAUUCGCAAAGAGGUGUGUCACAUUCAUCAGAAAAACAAGGGAACAAUGAGAUAUACUGGAUGAAACUGACAAGUGUCCAGUAGUACACUGAAUUACCUCACGGAAACAAUGAUUUGACCAGUCUCAAAUCUUAUAUGACUUACCUUGGCAAUGGAUUGUGACUUGGGGAGUAUUGUGCACAUUAAGCAGUUUGCCAUCAAGUGAAGAAAAUACUGGUAAUUCAUCAGAGAGAAGAACUUGAGGACUUGAAAAAUGUCACUCGUUUUGUGACCUGACACUUUAGUCUGCACUGUUAAUAUAAAUCCAAAUGUCAUCAGCCAUAUUAGAGCUUAUUCAUAUGGAGUAUAAUGGAGGAAAACAGUCAUUGAGAGACGGGUGUUAUACUGAUGAUCAGAGAUUUUUAGCCUCUUAUACUGAGACUGUACAUCAAAGCUGACAAGAAUACUUGUGGUUUUGAUUUUUUUUUUGCAUUGUGGAUAACAUUUUGGCUGUUUUAUGAUAUGAUCAAAAGGCUGUCAGAUUGAUGGGUAAAUCAGGUCUGGACUAAAAAUGCUCGAGCAGACAGACAUUUGGAAGUUUAAUUCAGCCAUUGAAAUCUGAUAGAAGUCAUGCCUCUUUAUUGCAUGUUUGACCAAUCAGAGAACAGCUUUAUAUGACGUCUUGGAGUCAUUACAGAUGUUCUGUUAUUUAUAAGCAUUAAGAGCUGAGAUUUAAUCAUGGGCAUGCAGUAAUGUCAAAUAAGACAGCAUACUCUUCAUACUUAAUUUGCAACUCGAGCUGUUGUAUUGAAGGGUGAAAGGGGAAAGGGUUUGGUUAUACAAUGGACAAUUUAUUCCAAGGGCUAUUCUGAAACUUCAUGUGUGUCUGUGCUUCCGUGUUCUGACGGCUUUUUAUCUUUUCCCUUGACACGGCUGUGCGGAACAUAGGCUAUAUGCCAAUGAGUGUACAAAACAGAAAAACAGAACAAAAUCUGCAAAGCUACUUCAAACACUCGGUGUCACACUAGGAUGCAUUAUUAUCUAACCGAUGAGUUAGGAUUUAGGAUUAAAAGGUGUCUUGUUUAUCUAUAUUAUAUUUAAAAAAAAAAUGUAUUUUUUGUUAGCAAUUUCUGUGUUUUUCAGCUGUCUCCACAUCAAAUGGACACUGUUGUGGUGGAAUGUCUGAGAAUGACCUGGCUGAGCAAGAUUAUUGGGCCAUAAUAUAGUUUUUUAGAUCACUCUGCAAUGUUUAACUUUUAUUAACUUUAACUGAAUUUAAAUACGUUAAAAAAGGUUUUUAAAAAAUCAGUUAAAUCCCGAAUGUUCAAAUAUGUAC